Molecule: messenger RNA, 2710 nt
Organism: Brassica rapa (field mustard)
Lineage: Eukaryota; Viridiplantae; Streptophyta; Magnoliopsida; Brassicales; Brassicaceae
Product: B3 domain-containing transcription repressor VAL1
Molecular function (GO): DNA binding; zinc ion binding
Source: RefSeq, a predicted model, not a curated record
AUGUUCCAAGUCAAAACGGGGUCAAAGAUGUGCAUGAACGCAUCGUGCGGCUCGACUUCUACUGUUGAAUGGAAGAAAGGUUGGCCUCUUCGAUCCGGUGCUCUCGCUGACCUCUGCUUUCGUUGCGGAUCGGCUUAUGAGACUUCUCUUUUCUGUGAGACAUUCCAUUUAGACCAAUCUGGUUGGAGGGAAUGCUAUUUAUGCAACAAGAGACUUCAUUGUGGAUGCAUUGCCUCUAAGCUCGUUGUGGAGUUUAUGGACUUCGGUGGUGUUGGUUGUACUACCUGUACUAACUGCCAUCAACCCAACUUGAAUAAUAGAGGUGAGAAUCCAGGUCUGUUUAGCAGAUUGCCAAUGAACAGGCAACAUACUAAUGGAGAAAGUGGAAUGAAUGUUGGCAAAGCUGAUCUCUUUUCUCAGCCACUAGUCCAGGGAGAUGAUAAAAGAGAAGAGUUCAUGCCUCACCGUGGGUUUAGUAAUCUCAUGAAACCAGAUAAUGCCACCACCACUGGGUAUAGGCACGACGCUAACGGAACGCAUGAAUCGUCACCAACACCUUCACAGCCACCGUCUUUGAAUAUGCCUAUGGCAGCACUUCCUUAUAGCCUUAAUUUUGCAACUGCAACAAAGAAACUCAUGGAUGCUGCUUCUCAAUCCCACACUGUCCAAUCAUCUGCCUCUGGUAUACUGCAAACACCUUCAAAAUCAGUUCCUGGAACUCCUUCUGGUCCUGGGACUAGCAAAUCUGCUCAGGCCCGCAUCGGUAGGCCUCCUAAUGAAGGGCGUGGGAGAAGCCAUCUACUUCCUCGGUAUUGGCCAAAGUAUACUGAUAAAGAGCUUCAGCAAAUCUCCGGAAAUUUGAAUUUGAACAUUGUGCCUCUGUUUGAGAAAACUCUUAGUGCAAGUGAUGCUGGUCGCAUUGGUCGUCUAGUUCUUCCAAAAGCAUGUGCAGAGGCAUACUUUCCUCCCAUUAGCCAAUCAGAAGGCAUUCCAUUGAAGAUCCAAGACGUGAGGGGUAAGGAGUGGACGUUCCAGUUCAGAUUCUGGCCUAAUAACAACAGUAGAAUGUAUGUCUUAGAAGGUGUCACUCCCUGCAUACAGUCCAUGAUGCUACAGGCUGGUGAUACAGUAACUUUCAGUAGGGUUGAUCCUGGUGGCAAACUAAUCAUGGGCUUCAGGAAGGCAGCUCAUACUGGAGUCAUACAGGGGUGUGGUCUUACCAACGGUACUUCAAACGAGGACACAUCAUCGUCUGGUGUUACAGAGACUCCAACCUCCGUAAACGCUUCCUCAUGUCCCGCACAAACCCCUGAAGAACUGAAAGGUUUGCCUGAGCAUUUAAACUCAAAUCAUGGUGGUAGUAGCUUGAAGAAGAGUGAGGUGAAUGGAGUUAAAGACAAGAAGAGGACUCGAACUGUGGGAGCAAAACAUAAGAGAAUGCUUUGGCGUAGUGAAGAAGCUAUGGAGGUGAGAAUCACAUGGGAAGAAACUCAGGAGUUGAUUCGUCCUUCUCCUAGUGAAAAGCCUACCGUUGUAGUCAUUGAGGAGCAUGAGUUUGAAGAGUUUAACGAACCUCCUGUGUUUGGAAAGAGGACGAUAGUUACUUCAAGACCGUCAGGUGAACAAGAACGAUGGGGAUCUUGUGACGACUGCUCUAAAUGGAGAAGGUUACCUGUAGACGCUCUUCUCCCUGCAAAGUGGACAUGCUCAGACAAUGUUUGGGACGAGAGCAGGUGUUCGUGUUCUGCACCUGAGGAGAGUCUUAAGGAGCUUGAGAAUGUUCUUAGAAUGAGCAAAGAGUACAAGAAGAGAAGAAGUGGGGUGAGCCAGACAGUAAGAACUGAGGAAGAACUGACGGGUCUGGAUGCACUAGCGAGUGCAGCAGCCUUGGGAGACACUUUAGGGGAAGAAGAGGAGCCUGCGACAACGACCAGACAUCCAAGGCACCGGGUUGGAUGCUCAUGCAUUGUGUGUAUUCAGCCGCCGAGUGGAAAAGGCAGGCACAACUCGAGCUGCUUGUGCACGGUGUGCAGCACAGUGAAGAGGAGGUUCAAGACGCUGAUGAUGAGGAGGAAGAAGAAGCAGUUAGAGCGGGAGGAAAUAGAAGCAGCAGUAGCAGCGGCGGCGGAUCAGGAGAACAAGGAGGAUGGGAAAACAGGGAGGAUAGAUCUGAACAGUGAUCCUUGUAAUAGAGGAGAUGUUGAAGCUGUGGGUGUGGAGGAGAAAGACGAGAGUGAAAAAGGAGAAGCAGGGGGGUGUUUGGGGGUGGCACAAGCGGAUGAUGUUGUAGGAGUAACGGAGUUAGAAGGAGAGGGUGAGAAAAUCGGUGAAGAGUCGAAAGGUUCAAGCUGAUAUAGAAGAAGACAAAGAAGCUAAACUCAUAGCUAUUUUAUAUAAAUAUAUAUGUACUUUAAGAAACCAAGAGAAGAAGAGUGAGAGGUACAGUUUUGUGUUUGGUUUUUUCAUAGUUUUAAGCAAACAUAAGCUUGUGGUUCAGAAGAACAACAAUGACCAUCUUCUGCUUUUGCAUUUUUUACCUUUUUAAUGGUCUGUGGUGAGUUUUGGGUUUAGGGUUUUAGUGUUGUCUCCGUUAAUAUUGCAGAACGCAGAAAUGGUGCUUCCGUGUUUGGUGAUGAUACAGUUGAAUUAUUUUAGUUUGUGUUGUAGUUUUAAACCUCAUUAUGUUAAGAUCCUUCUUUUUUUUUAUGAA